AUGGCAUCGUUCGUGGAGCGGUUUGGACGACAUAUAUCAGACAUAUUUCUGACAAUCAGAGCACAAUGUCUUCUCUCUCCACAGGAAGAGCCUUACGUGAUGUUCAAGAAGUCAGAUAAGCCGCUGUACGGUAACGAUCGCUUCGAGGGCUUCUGCAUCGAUCUGCUGCGAGAGCUGGCUGCCAUCCUGGGCUUCACCUACGAAGUGCGACUGGUGGAGGAUGGCAAGUACGGAGCGCAGGAAGAGAGCACGGGCCAGUGGAACGGCAUGAUCCGAGAACUGAUGGACCAUAAAGCUGAUCUUGCAGUGGCACCCCUGGCCAUCACAUACGUGCGGGAGAAGGUCAUCGACUUUUCCAAACCCUUCAUGACGCUGGGGAUAAGUAUACUGUACCGCAAACCCAAUGGCACCAACCCGGGGGUGUUCUCCUUUCUCAACCCCCUGUCCCCCGACAUCUGGAUGUAUAUUCUGCUCGCUUACUUGGGUGUCAGUUGUGUGCUGUUUGUCAUAGCCAGGUUUAGCCCCUACGAAUGGUAUAACCCCCACCCGUGCAACCCCGACUCGGACGUGGUGGAAAACAAUUUCACCCUGCUAAAUAGUUUCUGGUUCGGAGUUGGAGCUCUCAUGCAGCAAGGAUCUGAGCUCAUGCCCAAAGCCCUUUCCACCAGGAUAGUAGGAGGCAUCUGGUGGUUUUUUACCCUAAUCAUCAUCUCCUCCUACACGGCCAACCUAGCCGCCUUUCUUACCGUGGAGAGAAUGGAAUCUCCAAUUGACUCGGCCGAUGACCUGGCCAAGCAGACCAAGAUUGAGUAUGGAGUGGUGGAGGAUGGUGCUACAAUGACCUUCUUUAGGAAAUCAAAGAUCUCCACUUAUGAUAAGAUGUGGGAGUUCAUGAGCAGUCGAAGACAUUCGGUGAUGGUGAAGAGCAUCGAGGAAGGAAUCGAACGUGUGCUCACCUCUGAUUAUGCUUUCCUUAUGGAGUCCACCACCAUCGAAUUUGUCACUCAGCGCAACUGCAACCUCACGCAGAUCGGAGGCCUCAUAGACUCCAAGGCCUACGGGGUCGGCACCCCAAUGGGCUGUGUCAGCAGCAGAAAUAUAGAAGAAGAAAAAAACAACUGUCCUCAGUAA
Molecule: messenger RNA, 1131 nt
Organism: Sinocyclocheilus grahami
Lineage: Eukaryota; Metazoa; Chordata; Actinopteri; Cypriniformes; Cyprinidae
Product: glutamate receptor ionotropic, kainate 2-like
Exons: 7
Coding region: 1-1131 (376 amino acids)
Biological process (GO): monoatomic ion transport
Cellular component (GO): membrane
Molecular function (GO): ligand-gated monoatomic ion channel activity; signaling receptor activity
Source: RefSeq, a predicted model, not a curated record